CAGUCAAAUGAAGACCAAGCAUGUAAAGAUUAGAUUCACAAUACCUCUCUCUCUCUAUCUCCAAUCUCUUCCCUCCAUUCAAAAAUCCCCCAAAACCCAUAAUCUCUCUCUCUCUCUCUCUCUCUCUCAUCCAAUCCAAUGGAAGGAGCUUUCUUACCAAAUCGCCCUCCCUUCCCAACCCCACCCACAAAAUCAACAACCCCACCACCCCAACGGUUGAAAUUCAACCCCUCUAAUGUUCCUCUCCCUCCUCCUGCAUCUCCUUCCUCCUUCCCUCUUGAUUCCCUCCUCCAACAACUCCUCCAUCUUUCCUCAAUACCCACCCAAAACCAUACCUCCUUACACCUCUCCUCAAUCUCCCAGCCCCCUAAAACACCCCUUCUCAAAACACCCAACCCAAUCCCAUUUCCCCCAUUCAAUGAAAAAUACACAAAACAAGAGAAUUCUGCUGAUUCGACCGACACCCAUCUUGGGUUCCUUUCCAAAACAGGUAAGUCCAUUCUCAACUCCAUCAUCAAACACCCCAUAUCCAGUCUCAAUCCGUUUCUUGAUUCUCUAAAAUCUGACAUUCUCGGGGUCGAUUUUGUCGGCCUCUUGAAGGGGUUAGAGCUUUCGGGUAAUUGGGAGAAGGCACUCUUCCUGUUCGAAUGGGCCGCUUCUUUCGAUCCGAAUGAAUUGAGACCUGUUUUGGAUAAUGAGGCGAUCGAAGUCAUUGUUAGAGUCUUGGGCCGAGAGUCGCAGCAUUCCAUCGCUUCAAAGCUGUUCGAUAGAAUUCCCAUCGAGGACUACUCUCUUGAUGUCCGGGCAUACACGACCCUGCUCCAUGCAUAUGCUCGGACGGGCAAGUACGAGCGGGCCAUUGCCUUGUUUGACCAUAUGAAGGAGAAGGGCCUCUCUCCUACUCUGGUCACCUACAAUGUCGUCCUCGAUGUGUAUGGGAAGAUGGGUCGGUCUUGGAAUCGGAUUUUGAGUCUUUUGGAUGAGAUGGGAAGGGGAGGAUUCGAAUACGAUGAGUUCACAUGUAGUACAGUUAUAUCCGCCUGUGGAAGAGAAGGGUUGUGUGAGGAAGCGUCAAAGUUCUUCAACGGAUUGAAAUCCCGGGGCUAUGCUCCAGGAAUUGUGACGUACAAUGCGCUACUGCAUGUAUAUGGGCGGGCGGGGAAUUAUACGGAGGCGUUGAGUGUUUUGAAGGAAAUGGAGGAGAAUGGCUGCCCUCCGGACUCUGUGACUUACAAUGAGCUUGUCGCUGCAUAUACAAGAGCCGGGUUCUAUGAAGAAGGGGCUGCUGUCAUUGAUACAAUGACUAGUCGAGGAAUCUUGCCAAAUGCCGUCACAUACACGACUGUGAUAAAUGCUUAUGGCAAAGCUGGGAAAGAAGAUAAGGCAUUGGAUUUGUUCAAUCAGAUGAAGAAAUCAGGCUGUGUGCCUAACGUCUGCACAUAUAAUGCCGUUCUUGGAUUGCUCGGGAAGAAAUCGCGGUCUGAAGAUAUGGUGGAGAUUCUUGGACAGAUGAAGUCUGAUGGGUGUGUCCCGAAUCGAGUCACAUGGAACACAAUGCUGGCAAUGUGUGGCAACAAGGGCAUGCAUAAAUACGUGAACCGGGUAUUUCGGGAGAUGAAGAACUGCGGGUUCGAUCCAGAUCGUGACACAUUCAAUACGUUAAUCAGUGCAUACGGACGGUGCGGGUCUGGCGUUGAUGCUUCAAAGAUGUAUGAUGAAAUGAUUAGAGCGGGUUUUAGUCCCUGCGUUACCACCUACAAUGCACUUUUGAAUGCAUUGGCCAGGAAAGGCGAUUGGGGCGCAGCUGAAUCCAUCAUAGCAGACAUGAAGAGCAAGGGCUUCAAGCCCAGCGAGACGUCAUAUUCGUUGAUGUUGCAUUGCUACGCAAAGGGCGGGCAUGUCGAAGGGAUAGAAGCAAUCGAGGUGGAAAUCUACAACGGCCGCAUUUUUCCAAGCUGGAUGCUGUUGAGGACCCUUGUUCUAGUGAAUUUCAAGUGUAGAGUGCUGCAGGGCAUGGAGAAGGCAUUCAAGGAGCUGAAGCGGAAUGGAUACAAACCCGAUUUGGUCAUUUUCAAUUCGAUGCUUUCCAUCUAUGCAAAAAACAGAAUGUAUGAUCGGGCCCACGAAAUGCUAUCCUCGAUUAGGGAGGCGGGCCUACAACCGGAUCUCGUCACCUACAACAGCUUGAUGGACAUGUAUGCAAGAGGCAGGGAGUGUUGGAAGGCGGAUGAGAUCCUCAAAAGUCUGCAAAGCUCCGGUGGAAACCCUGACAUUGUAUCCUACAACACCGUAAUAAAUGCGUUCUGCAAGCAAGGUCUCAUGCAAGAGGCCUUGAGAAUCCUAUCAGAGAUGACAGCAGCGGGGAUCCGCCCGUGCAUUGUCACCUACAACACUUUCGUGGCAGGGUAUGCGAGCCGUGGGUUGUUUGUGGAAGCACAUGACGUGAUAAGCUACAUGAUACAGCAUGGUUGUAGUCCCAACGAGCUAACCUACAAGACGGUGGUUGACGGGUAUUGUAAAGCAAACCAAUACGAAGAUGCCCUGGAUUAUGUAUCGAGAAUUAGGGAUGUAGAUUCUUCUUUCAAUGAUCACUCGGUCCGCAGGCUAGCGGCCCGCGUAAGAGAGAAUUUCGAAUCUUAGCCUUGGUUGGGUGUGGACAUUACAUUCUGAGCAAGAUUGUGGAAUGGCAUUUGACAGUGAAUACAGGUACUAGCUUGAAUUUUGGAGCUGACUAUUGUAAGAUAACUUUCUAUAUAUGCAUUGCAUUAUAUUAUGUUGUUACAGCUACAUGCCUUUGUCAUGUGCUUUGAAACAGAGCGGGGGUCACAGUAUUUUGUUUGUUUCAACUGCGAAUUGUACACAUGAGUUUGUUGAUUUUCACCAGAUUAUUGUGACGAGA
Molecule: messenger RNA, 2899 nt
Organism: Magnolia sinica
Lineage: Eukaryota; Viridiplantae; Streptophyta; Magnoliopsida; Magnoliales; Magnoliaceae
Product: pentatricopeptide repeat-containing protein At2g18940, chloroplastic
Exons: 1
Coding region: 139-2640 (833 amino acids)
Molecular function (GO): protein binding
Source: RefSeq, a predicted model, not a curated record